Molecule: messenger RNA, 336 nt
Organism: Pipistrellus nathusii (Nathusius's pipistrelle)
Lineage: Eukaryota; Metazoa; Chordata; Mammalia; Chiroptera; Vespertilionidae
Source: the annotation of a GenBank genome assembly
AUGAGGACACUGGCUCUCCUUGCUGCCCUUCUCUUCUUGGCUCUCCAGGCCCAGGCUUGGACCCUCCAAGAGACAGCUGACCAGGUUCCUGCCCAGGAUCAGCCAGAAGCCAAGGACCAGGGCGAGCUAUGGGCCGAGGACCAGGAGCAGGCUGGAGACGAUGACCAGGAUGUGGCCAUCUCCUUCACAGGAGAGGAACGCCUCGCUCGAGAGGCAUCAGGCUUUUGGAAACUAAGACGCUGCACGUGCCGACGCAACCUCUUCUGCAAGUCCUUUGAGAGUCCUUCUGGAACCUGUAUAAUCAAUGGCUAUAGAUACAAGCGUUGCUGUCGUUGA